AUGUCUCCAGAGCUUCUAGAAUGCCUCGCCAGCGCAAGAACACUCAAAGAACAGGAGGCAAAGAUUCAGAAGUUUUUCAGCGAUUUUAAACAGCACCGGAGCACAGCACAGGACUUUGAGGCACCAUCGAUCUAUCCCGUGCUGCGGUUGCUCGUGCCCGAACUUGACCGCGAGCGAAAGUCGUAUGGAUUGCGAGACAAGAUGCUGGGGGAGGGGUACGUGCGAGCCUUGUCACUCGAUCGCAAGAGCGACGAGGCGAUCCGGCUCCUGUCCCAUCGGUCAGCCGGUGCAGAUCUCGCUGACCAGCUCCUCCCAUUGCUCCGGGGUCGCUGCCCGGAUCGGGGUAGGCUGAGCGUGGCGGAAGUGAACAAUCGGCUGGAUGCACUAGCGAACCAACCUGCCAAGGGUGUGGAAGCCGAGCUGAGCUAUCUGAUUGAACACUGUUCGCCGCUGGAACAUCGCUGGUUGGUGCGCAUCGUGCUACGCAAACUUCGACUCGGCGCACUGACCGCCAGACGCAUCCUGCAGCAGUACCAUCCGGAUGCGCCCACCAUCCUUGACUACACGGGCAACCUUAGCAACGUGGUGCAGCAGUUAGAGAAUUCGCCGGAGGGUAAUGACAUCACACUGCCGACGCCCGCCGCCGAGUCUUCCAUUCGGCUGUUUCACUUCAUCAAACCUAUGCUGUGCCAGAGGCUGGAGCUGCCACGGGUCGGAGCGCUGCUGACUCGUCACACUUUCUGGCUCGAGACGAAGAUGGACGGUGAGCGAUUCCAGAUUCACAAAGAUGGCUCCCGGUACCGGUAUCUGUCACGCAACGGGGUGGACUACAGCGAGACGUUCGGCUCGACAGCCGACCAGCUCGAUGGUACGUUGACGCCGAUGUUGGCGCAGCUGCUGCAGGAAACCGUCGUCUCGGUGAUUCUCGACGGCGAGAUGAUGGUGUUCGACCGGCGCACGCUGCGCUUUCGGGACAAGUGCGACGGCGGGGCCGACGUGAAGGCGCUACGGCCGGGCAAUGGUGAGCUGCGGGCAUGCUUCUGCGUGUAUGACGUGCUGCUGCUGAACGGGACGCCGUGCACCGAAAUGCCGUACGCGGAGCGAGCGGCACUGCUCGGGACGGUGUUCGUGCGCGAACAGGUCGGGUUCGUGGUGCGCUGCAGGAGGGAGCAGGUGCGCGACGCCCCACACCUGGUGCAGCUGCUGAACGAGGCCAUCGAUGCGCAGCAGGAGGGUGUGGUACUGAAGCGCGAGGACGCACCGUACCGGCCGAACCGACGGGCCGGUGGCGGCUGGUACAAGAUCAAGCCGGACUACAUCGCCGGUCUGGUGACCGACUUCGACCUGGUCGUGCUGGGCGGCUACUACAACGUGCACCGUUCGGCCGUGAACGUGCUGGUCGUCGGUGCGAUGGACGACGCGGGCCACUAUCUGCCGGUGGUGAAGGUUUCCAUGGGCCUAUCGCAUGCGCAGUGGACCGACCUGAACCGCUCGUUGCGUCCACACUGGCGGGAGGAAAAGCGCGGCACGACGGGGAAGGAAGGACCGGUGCGCUGGGGCCGUUCCGGUCCACCGGAUGUGAGCAUCGACCCGGCUGCCUCGAUCGUGCUGCAGCUGAAGGGAUCGGAGCUGGUACGCAGCGAGUCAUACGCCGCUGGAUACACCAUCCGCUUCCCGCGCAUCGUCGCCAUCCGCAGCGACAAGCCGCCCACCGAGGUGUGCCAAGUGGAUGAACUAAAACAGCUGGCCACCGCGGCACAAGAUCCUAAGAGCAUCGUCGAAGGGGACGCGUCCCGGAAAUCGUUUAAGCUCGCGAGCGGACACGUAACGCUUGAACAUUUCAUGCCAGAUUCAUCGAAACCGGGCCCAAGCGGUGGCCGACGGAAGAAGCUAACGGUCGCCACAACCGUCGGAGCGGGGAAGGACACCGCGGCUGAAGGGGGUAUCCUCGCGGGGCGCGAUAUUUGCGUGAUGGGCGGGUUCCCUGGCUGCGCUGAGAUUCGUGAGCUGGAAGCGCUGGUGUGCCGGCAUGGGGGUCGUGCCGUGGCCAAUCCCAGCGGCAACACGUUCGCCAUCGUGGUGACCAGCGGUAGGGAGACGUCGUUCAAGGUGCGCAAGUACAUCGAAACCGGACGCUACGACGUGGUCCGAGCCGACUGGCUGCUGCGUGCGACGACCAGCGACGUUGGCCGCCUCGAACCCUUCCGCCCGUCCGACAUGCUAGCCCGCACCGAGGCCACCCGACUGGCGCUGGCCGAAGCCUACGAUCGAUACGGCGACUCGUACACGCGCCCCGUCAGCCCAACCACCUUGACGGCGCUCCUGAACCACGACGCCGGCGGUAUUUGGAACGGCGUCCACCUUACCGAGCGCGAGCUGGUUCUCGCCGAGCGGACGCUGCUCGGACCGGGCACCGCUCGCGGUCGGCGUCUUUUCCGUGGCCUAACCGCCCGGCUCUACCUGCCGCCACCCGGGGCCCACACCGAGGGAGCGCCGGUAGCAGUGGGGAACCUGCGGGCCCGACGUGAGAUGCUGCGUUUCGUGGGUCAAGGUGGCCGAUGGCUGCGCGACACCGUCGCGGGCCCGGUGACGUACGUCUUCUGCCAGGCCGGAGCAACAGACGAUGAGCGAACCGUGCGGCGCUGGUUGAAGAACGUUGCCGCGGGAGGUGAGGGGCAAGAGCCCGACGACCCGGUGCCGGUGCUGAGUGUCGAGUGGAUCGGUAAGUCGCUCGAACGAGAGCAGCUGUGCGACGUGAAGGAUUUUUUACUUUCGAACUCACCUAACUAACUAACUAAAGCCGAAACCAAAGCAUUUGAUUGUAUCGGAACAUGUCAAUUUAAUACGUGUGAUUUGAACCCAUCUAGUAUGACACAUUUGACUCAUGAAGGGCUUACUUGGUCUCGGUUGGAAAUCGAACCCACCAGCCGUCAAGAUGGUGAGCUUCGGUGGCCUUAGGCUGAUUUUCUAAACCGGAGCUACCACUCGGCUGUCGCGGACUCGUGAAUCACCUCAUUAUCAUCAAAUAAACAAAAUCAUCAUUUCCUUAUUUAUUUUAUAUAGAAUAGUAGAUUAUACGCGGGGUCCGCGACAACCGAGCGGUAGCGCCGCUUCGAAAAUCGGCUCAUGAGCGCCGGGGCUCACCACCUCGACAGUGUGGCUUCGAAUCCCAACCGAGACCAGAUUCUUCCCUGUAGGAUAGGACUGACUAUCCACGUACACAUAGGGUAAACAGUCUAAACGGGGCAGGUAUGACCAACAAGGUCGCUAUGCUUAGAAGAAGAAUAGUACAACAUAUGUGGCUGAAAAGGGUGUUACGCCGAUUAGAAAACCGACACACAAGCAUCAACUC
Messenger RNA from Anopheles coustani, 3352 nucleotides. RefSeq names its product DNA ligase 4-like. Gene Ontology annotation, cellular component: DNA ligase IV complex; DNA-dependent protein kinase-DNA ligase 4 complex. The transcript is spliced from 4 exons. Gene Ontology annotation, molecular function: DNA binding; DNA ligase (ATP) activity; ATP binding. Lineage: Eukaryota; Metazoa; Arthropoda; Insecta; Diptera; Culicidae. The record is from RefSeq and is a predicted model, not a curated record. The coding region runs from base 1 to 2790 and encodes 929 amino acids. Gene Ontology annotation, biological process: nucleotide-excision repair, DNA gap filling; DNA recombination; DNA biosynthetic process.